Messenger RNA from Saccharomyces mikatae IFO 1815, 978 nucleotides. RefSeq names its product putative mRNA-binding protein CTH1 (gene CTH1). The record is from RefSeq and is a predicted model, not a curated record. Gene Ontology annotation, molecular function: mRNA binding; metal ion binding. NCBI's taxonomy places the organism in Eukaryota, Fungi, Ascomycota, Saccharomycetes, Saccharomycetales, Saccharomycetaceae. The transcript has a single exon. Bases 1 to 978 code for a protein of 325 amino acids.
AUGAUAACAAACGUUGCCCCAAACAACUAUUAUCUAAACAUACCGAAUGCUAAUUCGACGUCAUCAUCCACUUCUUCCAUCUUUUCUGACCUCAAGAAGCAGUACGAAUCAAAGAUUAAAGAAAUUGAAGAAUACUACGUAAAGACGUUGCUCAAUGAAAAUAACGAUAAUGAUGAUGAAAGCACCUCCGACGGACCUAAUUUAAAUGAAACAGACAUCUUGAGUGAGUCCUCUCCAAGACCGUCUCCAUGGUUACCUUCAAAAUCGAAUUGUUAUCAUUCACUGGCAGAUUUUAAAGACUUGAUCAUAUCAGACUCUAGGCCUACAAAUACGUUGCGUUCUGCUAGUCUUUUCACAACCAAGAACAACAUCUCGACGCUUGCUUUUACCGAGAAAAAGCGUAAGAAAAGGUCACUCGAAGUUGAAAUUAACCCCACUUAUACGACAAAUGCGCUUUCACUACCUUUGACGGCAGAGAACUUACAAAAGUUAUCCCAAGUGAACUCUCUGCCCGCUGGGCUACCAUAUGUAAUCCCAAUUCAGAAAACGACUAACCCGGAACCGUGCAGAGUAGCACCUUUGGAGAUGCCUCAAUUAGUAAAUAAGGCAUUGUACAAGACGGAACUUUGUGAAUCUUUCACCAUCAAGGGUUAUUGUAAGUAUGGUAACAAGUGCCAAUUUGCUCACGGUUUAAAUGAACUAAAAUUCAAGAAAAAAUCGGAUAAUUAUAGAACUAAACCCUGCAUAAAUUGGUCAAAAUUAGGCUAUUGUCCGUACGGUAAACGCUGUUGUUUCAAGCACGGUGAUGACAAGGACGUUCAAAUAUACCAGAGUGUUAAAAACUGGAAUAGUAAUGAUAUGUUGUUGGUCACACCUUCUGCCGUGUCAACAUCUAAUAACAAUAUCAACUUCAGCAAUUUGGGUAAACCUAAAAACUUACAUACUAGUGUUAAAGCAUUGCAAAGGAUGACUUGGUAA